Amblyraja radiata (thorny skate) is the source of this 2112-nucleotide messenger RNA. It is a transcript of the gene rars1, whose product is annotated as arginyl-tRNA synthetase 1. Lineage: Eukaryota; Metazoa; Chordata; Chondrichthyes; Rajiformes; Rajidae. Gene Ontology annotation, biological process: arginyl-tRNA aminoacylation. Bases 70 to 2052 code for a protein of 660 amino acids. The transcript has 15 exons. The record is from RefSeq and is a predicted model, not a curated record. Gene Ontology annotation, cellular component: cytoplasm. Gene Ontology annotation, molecular function: ATP binding; arginine-tRNA ligase activity.
UCCACUGGCGGCGCUGUAGAGCGGGGCGGGUUGUGCAGCAUCUGAGCGAGAGGCGGGACGGCACGGGACAUGGCGAGCGCGGCGGGCGAGUACAGAGCGCGCCUGAAGGAGCAGGAGAAAGAAAUCAGGUCACUUGUUGCUGAAAUUGAGAGGUUGAAAAACCCGCUGGUGCCCGAUAUAUCGCCGGGACUGAGCGAGAUGCAGGAGGAGAACGCCAAGCUUAAAUACCGCUUAAAUGUCCUCAAGCGCAGUUUGCAAGAGGAGGAAAGCAAAGGAGGAGCAAGCAUGAUCAACAUCAAUCAGCGCCUGCAGGGUAUAUUCCGCAUUGCCAUUAAGCUGGCCUACCCUCACCUUGAAAACCCACCACUCGCAGUUACACCAAGCCAAGGUUCAAAGUUUGGAGAUUAUCAAUGCAACAGUGCUAUGGCAAUAUCCCAGCUCUUGAAAGCCGAGGGAGAGAAGAGUAAUCCCAGAGAGAUCGCCCAGAAAAUUGUCAAUAGCAUUCCAAAAAAUGAUAUCAUUGAAAACGUUGACAUUGCUGGACCGGGUUUUAUCAAUGUUGAUCUGAAAAGAGAAUUUGUCUCUAAACUGCUGAAAAGUCUUCUUGUAAAUGGAGUUCAGCCUCCGCUAGUGGGACCAAAGAAAAAGGUGGUGAUAGAUUUCUCCUCGCCAAAUAUUGCCAAAGAGAUGCACGUGGGUCACCUGAGGUCAACUAUCAUCGGGGACAGCAUGUGUCGCUUGUUUGAGUUUGUGGGCUACGAUGUUUUAAGGUUGAAUCAUGUCGGUGAUUGGGGGACACAGUUUGGGAUGUUGAUCGCUCACUUGCACGACAAAUUUCCAGAUUUCCUCAAAGUUUCCCCCCCAAUCAGUGACCUUCAAGUCUUCUAUAAAGAAUCCAAAAAAAGAUUUGAUGAAGAGGAAGCCUUUAAGAAGAGGGCUUACCAGUGCGUGGUAAAACUACAGAACCAUGAUCCAGAUGUUAUUAAGGCUUGGAAUAUGAUCUGCGAUGUUUCUCGAAAGGAAUUCCAAAAAAUUUAUGAGAGACUGGAUAUAAAACUUAUCGAGAGGGGGGAAUCAUACUAUCAGGACAUGAUGAAUGAUGUUGUGAAAUCGUUUGAGGAAAAAGGUAUGGCCCAACUUGAUGAAGGGCGGAAGAUUGUUUUUCCACCAGGCUGCUCGGUGCCGCUGACAAUAGUAAAGUCAGACGGAGGAUACACCUACGAUACGUCAGACUUGGCCGCUCUUCGACAUAGGAUCUUUGAGGAGAAGGCUGAUAUCAUUAUCUAUGUUGUGGAUAAUGGGCAGAGUGUCCAUUUCCAGACAAUCUUUGCAGCAGCACAGAUGAUUGGUUGGUAUGACCCUAAGGAGAUCAGAGUGGAACAUACCGGAUUUGGUGUGGUAUUAGGUGAAGAUAAAAAGAAGUUCAAGACUAGAUCCGGUGAAACUGUGAGACUAGCGGACCUGUUGGACGAGGGUCUGAAAAGAUCAAUGGAUAAACUGUUGGAAAAAGAACGAGAAAAGGUUUUGACCCCUGAGGAGCUGAACGCCGCAAAAGAGGCGGUGGCAUUUGGGUGCAUUAAGUACGCUGACCUUUCUCACAACAGGACCAAUGAUUAUGUCUUUUCCUUCGACAAGAUGCUGGAUGAUCGGGGGAACACUGCCGCCUAUUUACUGUACGCCCUCACCAGAAUCAGGUCCAUAACUCGGCUUGCAAAGAUCGACGAUGUGACUCUGCAGCGAGCGGCUGCGGAAACAACCAUGUUGCUGACUCACGACAAAGAGUGGAAGCUGGGGAAAUGCGUCCUGCGAUUCGCAGAGAUCCUGCACAAAAUCCUGGAUGACCUCUACCUGCACACCCUUUGUGACUACCUGUUUGAACUGGCCACAACCUUCACCGAGUUCUACGACAGUUGUUAUUGUGUGGAGAAGGACAGACAGACGGGUGAGGUUGUCAAGGUGAACAUGUGGCGGAUGCUGCUGUGUGAAGCUACUGCUGCUGUCAUGGCCAAGGGAUUUGCCAUCCUGGGACUGAAGCCCGUGCACAGGAUGUAGUUCUUCUUGCUUUUAACAGUUGCUCUGCCAUAACAUCCAAUAAAAAUCCAAUGUGAGGAC